AUGAACAAGUUCUUGGCCACCACCGUCAUCAUGGACGCGACGUGGGACGGAGAGCUGGCCACGAAGAUGGUAAGGACGCCCAAGGACCACGGCAUGCUUUACGAAGAAGUGCGCCUGAAGGCGCUGGACGGAUGCCAGAUUGCUGCGUGGUACAUCCCCAGCAAGGAGGGCUCCGUCUCGAAGAAGUUGGCGAUCGUCGGCCAUCAGAGUUGGGCCAAAGCGAACAAGUCCGGCUGCGUCUUCCACUACCGCCACGGCAUGGUGCCCGUCGAGGCGAUCGACUACGUGAAGCUCCAUCGGGUCCUCUACGAUGCCGGCUAUCAUGUCAUCGCCUACGACCUAAGAAACCAUGGAGACUCCGAGCGGAGGCUGCCAGCGGGAUGGGGUGAGAUCGAGUUCAUGGAUGCAGCGGGCGUCAUGGAUUGGGUAAAUGCCCACCCGACGCUGAAGGACUGCAAGGUAGCUUUAUUGCCCUUCUGCGUGUCGGGCGUAGCUUUCCUCAAAGCCAAUUCCGUGUGCCCAGAGAAGUUCAAGAACGUCGCAGCUUGGGCGACGACGAACAUCUUCCACGCGCCCAUCAUGUUCGCCGACCGGCCCUUCUUCUUCGGACUGGGGAACGAGGAGCUACUCAACGAGGCUUUGCAGGAGAACCAGGCAAAGUACGAGAAGGAGGGCAAGAUCCAGGCCAAAGACAUCAGCAUCACACUCGAAAGAAUGUCUGCGAAGACGUAUGCAAAAGAUGUCAAGGUGCCUGUGCUCUACUGCGACACGCUUCAUGAUCUGCAGGACUAUCACGAGCGCGGUGCACCGGAGAUCUUCGCAGAGUUUGGAAAGGACUUGGAUGAAGCUUCCCGCAAGCGCAAUGAGCUCCAUUUCCUGGGACCCCAUCAAGACCCCCCCUUCAAGACACAAGGUCGAAAUCGGAGCGAGGGCUACAACUUCUAUCAGUCGGCGGAGGGCAGCAAAGUCCUCUUGAGCUUCCUGGGCAAGUACAUUCCAUGA
Messenger RNA from Symbiodinium necroappetens, 1002 nucleotides. NCBI's taxonomy places the organism in Eukaryota, Dinophyceae, Suessiales, Symbiodiniaceae. The record is from the annotation of a GenBank genome assembly.